GAGGCGGAGCGCGUGGGGCUUGAGAGAGCGCCGGAGGGCGGAGCGUGAGGGGGCUGAGGCGCCGGCCUGGUCCGUCCCAGGUUUCCCUCUUAGCGGCGCGUCCCGUGGAACCAUGGCGUCUGGGCUUGGCAGCGAGGCGGGGCCGGAUAUGAGGCUGAACAUGGCACUUGGACAGCAAGAAACAGAUGAGAUUUUUAGAGCUACUGUUGAGCAGAAAAGUGUCCCUGGUGGUGAUGGCAUGCCAGGAUCCAGGAUGACAGACCAAAGCUUGUCAAUUCUAAUCACAGAGUAUGAUAAACUCUUGGAAGAAACGAGAAAACAGCUGUGGCUUGGUCAGGCACAAAUGAGUGAGAUGAGACAAAAAUUUGAACAAGUCACUGAGGAAAAUGAAAGGCUGCAUGCAGAGUUGAAGGAGAAUCUUGAGAAUCAACUGGAAGCUCUUCCUUUCAUGCCUGUGGGAACUGAUAUUCCUGCAGAUGAACAAAUAGUGAGAAACCUGCAGGAACAACUAAAACUGGCAAAUCAAGAAAAAGAACAAGCAAUAGAGCUCUGGCAGACUGCAUCACAGGAGUGUGAUCGACUCCAGCAACAGUACCAAGAACGGAUGACUGAAACACAGGUUCACGUGGCUGAAAGGCAAAAGCAGAAAGAUCAACUGACUGGCUUUCAACAGUUGACUUGGCAACUGCGUAUAGCCAAAGAGAAAAUAGAGUUGAGCAAUCAACAGUUUCUGAAGACUGUAACAGAACUUAAUAUGGAACUAGAGCAGCUACAGAAACAACUGAGGCAAGCCAAAAUAGAGGCACGGGCAGCAAAUGCUAAGACUGAUGAAAUGACCAGAUUAAUGGAGAAACUUCAAGGCCAGUUGGAGAGAAAGGAAGAAGACAUGAUAUCUGCCCAGCGAAGAGAAAUAGCAUCUGACAAACGCUUGCAGCAGACACAGUCGAGUAUAAAACAAUUAGAAGCAAGAUUAUGUGUUACUGUCCAAGACACUGAACAGCUGAGAACAGAAAGAACAGCCCUGGAGAAACAAAUCGGGGAGCUUCAGACGAAGUACGCUAAUCUAGAAAGGGAGAAGUGUGAUGCUGUUGCAAAAGUCCAAGAUUGUGUACAACUCUUAGAAGAAGCUAACCUACAAAAAAGUCAGGCACUGUUUGGGAAGAAACAAAAGGAAGAGGAAAUUGAAAAGAUGAAAGAAGAAAUGUCUAAACUUGCAGAAGAUACUGCUGCAAGAAUUAGAAAGGCAGUAGACUCUGCAAAGAAGCAAUAUAAUAUACAGAUUUCUCGACUAACAGAAGAGCUUUCAGCCCUUCAGAUGGAAUGUGGAGAAAAGCAGAGUCAACUUGAACGAGCCAUUAGGGAAAAGAAAGCAGUGGAAGAGGAACUUGAAAAGGUCUACAAGGAAGAAAGAGGACGUGAAUCUGACAAUAGAAAACUAGAGCAACUGCAUCAGAAAUAUUUACUUGCAGAAAGUAUGAAAGGUGACCUUCAGCUAAGUCUGCAGACAACACAAAAUAAGCUGAAACAACUGGAAAUGAACUCUGAGGAAGAGAAAUCUCGUUGCCAGGAGCUUAUCAGUAAGUUGCAAAGCGUUCUGGAUUCAGAAAGAGAGAAGAGUGCCUUUGUCAGUGAGCAAAGGCUAAAACUUCAGCAAGAGAAAGAGCAAUUGCAAAAAGAAAUGGAAGGCUUGAGAAAACUAGCCACAGAGGCUCAGAAAAAAGCUAAAAUAAAGAUAAGCACAAUGGAGCAUGAGCAUGCUGUGAAAGAACGAGGAUAUGAAGCUCGACUUAAGGAAAUGGAGGACACCAGUCAAAAGUCUACUGCUGAACUUAGGCGUCUGUUAGUAGCUCAGCAAAAAGCAACGAAUCAGUGGAAAGAAGAAACAAAAAGUCUUACCGAAACUACAGAAGCCAGGAUCAGCAAGCUAAAAAGUGAGCUGAAUCAGCAAAAACUCCGUAGCCAGGAGCUCAUAUCUCAACUGGAAAUGGCAAAUGAAAAGGCAGUUGAGGAUGAAAAAUUAAUGAUGGACUAUCGAGAAUACAUCAGUAGCCUUCAAAGGCGACUGAGCCAGGCAGAACAGAGGGCAGCUACAGCAUCUCAAAAGCUCAGCUUGAUAACUACACAGAAGAAAAAAGCCACUUCCCUGAAGGAUCUGGAAAACAUUUGAAAAAUAAAAAUAUUCUUCAUUGACACCAUGAUAGAGUUCAGAGAUUGCUGGAGAAACUCCGUAUUGGAGCACUGAAGUCAAAGACAUAGCAAGGCUUGUAAAAUAUAAAUAUUUUCUCUUCAGGUAAGGAGAGUUGAUGAAGAUGCUUUAUCUGUACGCAACGUAAAGACUGCAAAAAGACUGCAAAAUGUAAAUUAAGUCUUUAAUGUAGCAGAUGAAACAAUCUGAUACAGUGCUGGGGCAUGUGGGACUUUUUUGGUCUCGAAAACAGCACCUCCAACUCUAACAAGAUUGCGUAUAGGAGCAGAUAAAAUUCCAUUGAAAUUAAUAAACAGCUUUGCUCACGUGCAGCCAAUACCUUUAAUUGUUCUUUACGGUGCAGUAACUUGGGAACAUUUUGAAGAGCCUUUAUGAACUGUUGUAACACACUGAUUUCACAAUGAAUGUCAAAGAGUUCCUGGUUUUAUGGUAGGUGUUACACAUGUAAAAUGCCCCCAUUGCCUUCCAGUUUUAAGAAUUCAGUUUGGUUUGUGCUGAUGCCUGUGGGAAACGGGUAGUAAAUAAAGCGCUGCUAUGGCUGUUCAUACAGCUGGUUUCUAAGGACCGGAAUCUUUCUUCAGUUGUGCUUUUUCCUCCCAAUUACUGUUUUACAAUUGUUCCUUGCUUUUUCAUUGAUCUGCUCUCUUGGUUUGUGUGUGUCUGAGAAAUUCCAUUCUCUUCUUCACUUUGUACAAAGUCGGUGAAGGCAUCCAGUCAUCCAGCUUUUAUGCAUUUGGAAACUGUGUGUUUGAAUUCUUCACAUGCCAGGAUGUGGGAAUCCUCUUGCAUACGUUUAAUAGUUGAGGAACUUUGUAUGUGUCAUUCUAAAAUCAGACUUGAGCUAUGUUUUCUCUUUCAGCACAUAUUAUAAAUGUUUGAUAGGUGUUAACUGAUUCUGAAGCGCUCCCAUCUUGGGCUUAGGUACCUGAUGUAAUUUCUUGUCCUUUUUUGUAAAUGCAAAGAGUGUAAUUAUGGUUAAUAACUCUUAAUUCAGUUGAUGGAUAACACUUGCCUAAUUUAUAAGGAAAAACUGUUGUUUUGGACUAACAAGCCCAUACGCCUGUUGCAGUGGACCUUCACCAUAUUUGCAUUUUAGAGGGCUGAUCGCCACAUGUCAUUGACGAGUUUGUGCUACCUCCUGGAAAACCUGGCUGUUAAGUACAGCUUACAGGAUGCCUUCAACCUCAAGAAUAAAAAUCCUGCUUAUUAUUUCCUGCAAUUCUUUACUCCUACUUUCUCAGUUUGAUACAUCCCUGUAUCCAUUGUGGUCUCUUUUUUGCUAAAAGACUUCAAAGAACAAGGGUACAUUGUCCAGAAGCUCCAAACAUCUGGUGCUGUGAGGUUUUAAUCAGUCAACCACAUAUACGAUGGAAGGGAAGGUAAGAACCAAGCGCCUCAUUUUCAUUUGCAUAGUGCAUAUCUGAGAUGAUAAGGAGACCACCUGUCUACAAGAGACAUCAUUUUAUGUGAGCCAUUAAUCCUGGUUACUCCUUAAAGAGAUGCUUUAGCUGUGAAGUGAAACCUGGCUGAAAAUGGCAGGUCAGUUCUUGGGCUAGAACUUUUGUAUUUGUGUAUUUGUUGCUUGAGGCACAGAAGGGCACCUGCCUGGUUCCCUUUUAAUUAUGGGUACAUUGAUUUCAGCACGUGCUGUAGCUCUUGUUGAAGGGUUCUUUGCCAGAAUAUGAAUUGCAGUGGUGACACAAGUAUCUCCCAGUACAGUGAAGGGGCAGCCGAGCAAUUAUGGCAGCCAACACCGGAAAUAAAAAAAUGUCCCCUUCCAUCUGCCUGCCUAAUCCUCCAAGCAGCUAAAAAUUGACCCAGUCCAUCUGUCUGAACCACAGAAAGGAAUGUGGUCAGGUUAAGCUUGUCACCCUACAACCACCUCCUUUCAGUUCCAUUUGGCUUCUAGAGAGGUUUCUGGCAUGUUGCUCACAAGUUGGGCUUUCAGAGGAAAGGCCCUAGCCGAGGCAAUUAAAAUUUGAGGCUUGCUGGUUAGGUACGAUUUGCUUUUUCCCCAUAUAUAGGAUUAUUUCAUGGAAUCGAGCUGCAGGCUUUUCAACCAUCUGUCUUGGUUGUUUUACAUUUGUUUCCAUCUAUGUAUUUUUUGUCACUCUUCUAUUGAAAAGUUGCGUCUCCUCUGCCUGCCUUUCCCACACCAACACCAAGUUUUGACUGCUUUUUUAAAGAUUCCCCGGUGUAAUAUUAAUGCUUCCCAUUGUAUAAAAACUAUUUAAGACAAGUUUCAAGGUAAAGAGUAACUUCCCUUCAACAGGAGAGAGAAACUGACUGUGAAGGAAGUAGGAGUUUCAUUUUGGGUCCUCCCGAGAGCCCUGUAGCAGAUACUAAAGGACCUCUCGCUGCACACAAGAACCUUUUCCAUGGUCUGUUUAAGCGGUUUCGCCAGCUGGCCUCAGCUCUGACCCAGCCUUGCUCGGGUAACCCUGGCACUGCAGGGCCUUUCAGCAAGAUCUGUAAAGCAGCUGCAGGAACCCUUCUCAGACUUGGAUUUACAGCCUGAAAAGUUUUCUUACCAGUAACUCUUAGGGGCCCAUCCCUUCAUCUUCGUUCUUUGACCUAUGUUCUUGAGGGGCACCACUCAGUUGCCCACAUGGUGACUGCACGUGAUGCAAGUACAGAUCUAAGAAAAAUCACUUACCAUACCUGUUUUCUAAGAUGUCCUGCCAGACCUGUGCCUUCACCGCCUUGUCCUUUUCUGGUCUUGCUUCAAGUCUGUUCCAUGUUUCCACAUCUUGAGUGUAGAGGAAGCAAGAGGAAAGGACCUCCUGUGCCCUUCAUGUCUUGUCCUCUAGAGAUCCUGCUAUAGCAGCGAACGCUCUCUGUCAGCAUUGCUUGAGUGUAGGUGGUUCAUAAUGGAUGUCUAUCAGCGUUCUUAUCUGGGAGAUGGGCCAGUGAGAAGCCUCCCAUUCUUCUUCCAGUGGAAUGUGGAUGAAGAUUAUGGACUUCAGAAGGACAUCACAUAUCAACAAAUGUAAUCUAUUUGAGGUAAGCGACAUCUCUUUGAGGAUUUCAAGGCCCAAAAGCAAACAGGUUUCUGUGGAUGGGAUGGGCACUGCUGCCAGUAACAAAUCCCUCCAAAAAAAAUCCUCUUGCAACUCUAGGGUGUAUUUUGAUACCUCUCAUAAUCCAAAUUAAAGCUUAAUUUAACCAGGAAGGUUGUUCGCAUCACUGCAGUGCAAUGUUUAACUCAAGCAAAUUCUAAAACGCUGCUGGCAAGGAUACUGCAAAAAUGUACAGCAUUUAUUCACAUACAGACAAAAAGGCACAAUUCUACUGAAUAUUUUAACAAAAAAUACAGCUGUCUUCAACUAGGUCUUUAUAAAUACUUCAAAAAAGGGAGAAAAUAAAUACAGGAUUGGGCCAUGUAAUAUAAAAUAGUCAUCUCUACAUAUACUUUUUAUUUCUAUCUGUUUCUCUUCAUGCACCUUUUGUAAUUCAUUUCAGCUGAAUGGACACCAAAGCGAGGCACAUGGUGAAAAAUCUUCUGUACAAGGUUUUACAAAUGUCAUGACAGUUCUCUCCAAUUUCUGAAAUUCAGAUUUAUACACAAGACGUAUAACCCUUCAUUGAGAUUUGUGGGAGUUUACAACCUAACAAAUGGCAUUCCAGGCAACUUUACAGAAGUUCAACUAGCCUACGGUUUGACAGAAUACACCAGUCAGCAUCGCAGAUCUCUUGGUCAGUCUGCACGAGGAAAGGUAGCGCUUAAAAACAGAAAUCCAGCAAAUGGUUCUAUCCCAAUAAAAUACAGGGCUGGGUUUGUAUUGUCACUGCUGUACUUACGCUGCCUCUUCUGCUGAGUGCUAAGCACGGGAGACAAAACUAACCUACAGAGCUGGUCACACUGCAGUCGUCUUAGAGCUUUUUUGGUUUUGGUUCUGCUUAACUUAGAAAGCUUAUUAACCUAAAUGUCGGGGAGCAAAACAGGUAAGGCAUUAAUUCUGCACAAUGGUAGCAUUUAUAAUAGUGCAAAUUAACAAGGUACCUCUUCCAAACUGGCGUGAGGUUCAGUGUUUACUUAGAAUCAAAAUUUUGAUUAUUCCAUCUAUGGCUUGACAAAUAAUUCCCUAUAGUCAUGAGCUUCUUAUAGAAAUAAGAGUGCCUGUCUGGAAAACGAUGCUGUAUGUCGAGUAGAACUUACCUGCGUUCACCUUUUGUCUGUCUGUUGUUCUUUGAUUGAGUAAGGACUUUUAACAUAUCCCAAGAGCGACUGUAACUUCAGAUUCACCAGAGCCCUGUUUGACUUUCACCUCUGGAAGUCUCAAAGUUAAUCAAACGUCUUGGGAGCAGCAGUGGUUUUCUACAAGUACGCUAUCUUACACAAAAUUCCCAUUCCUCAACAUCACCCCAAAAGGUAUCAAAAGGUUAAGACUUUUGAGUUCACAAACAAAUGAUGGGGAUACGUUCUCUUGCCGUGUUUAAUUAAGUGAUAACUUGCAUAGCAAGGCAGGGUGUUACUAAGCCUUGGUUUUUUUUCAAUUGACUCCUCGGGAAGACUCCGUUCUUGCAGAGUUCUACUGUGUUUUAAACGUUCCCUGCUCAGGAGGCUAUGGUCUCGCGUUAAGUGGUGAGCGGAUGGGGUAACGGCAGGCUAGGAGUAGGGAAAGGGUGGAGGGGGGCGUCUUUCUGUUCAUGCCUGUCUUUCUGUAACACAUGGGUGCUUAAAUAUCUUCACCAGUACGAACCUGACGUACAUAGAUGCAGAAUUCCAACAUUUACAGGCUCCUAUCACUCCACUGGUUUAUGUGCACUCAGUACAAAACAGUAUCCUAAUGAUCUGUGACAUUAUUGCUCAUAGCUUACUAGUUAUUGCCAUUUGCAAUUAGUAAAAAAAAAAGUACACAAUCAGAAAAUGAGUUCCCUCUUCCAUCAAAUCUAGUCCAGAAUAGAAUGAAAUAUUUUUUUUCUUCAUUUGACUGUAAAGAGCUAAUCACAAUUUAUUGCCUUUUCAUUUUAUUCUACUUAAAAAUAUAUAUUCAUGUCCACUUUUAAAGCAACCCUUUAGUGUCCUAAGCCUGGCUUUCCCAAUACAUACCAUUAGUGCAUAUCUCGUGGGCUUUGGGAAAUCCUACUGCCUAGUGCCUUCGAAAUCUCUCUCAUGAAUUGUCCUGUACUCCUGGGGGCAGGCGCCGGGUUAUCCUGCGGGGUGCAGUAACCCCCACGCCUGCUCCCUUUCGCAGAACUGAGUCACUUGAGAGCAUCCUCUGUGCUCAAGUCUGAGUCUUUUCAAGCUGUUGCACCGCAAGGCAGCUCCAGUCCUGACCUCUCUUUACAUGUAAACUCUGGAACUCGGGGAGGGUUUUCAGCUGCCCUUCUACGCUCAAACUGAAUGCAACAGAAAACAUUCUGCAAACAGAGGAGAAAGACCUGCCACCAUCCAAGGGAAGUGGCCGUUUGUCAUGGGGAUUAGCAGUGCAGCGUGGUUAAACAACCAUCUUUGAUUCAAUACACCUCAGUUAAAUUAAGAGCUUGUGCUUUUCCAGGAGGCAGGGGAAGGGAGUACUAUUUUAUCAGUGCUUUUUAGCUAAAAGGGAUGAAUGCAGCUUCCUUCCCCCUCUCCACCCUAGCCCCUUCUAAAAGGUUUUUGUAAGUUUUUCUAGUGUUCAUCACAAAUUGUAUUUUAAUAGCGAUGGCAUUUCUCUGUUACUCAGGACAGCUGCAAAUAAAGGAGAUUCAAAUUUCUUACAGAAUUUGAGGGGCGGAGGUAAAGCCCCCCCCCCAGCUUUAAGUGCAUGUAAACAUGUUUAUACAGCUCAAG
Molecule: messenger RNA, 7982 nt
Organism: Cuculus canorus (common cuckoo)
Lineage: Eukaryota; Metazoa; Chordata; Aves; Cuculiformes; Cuculidae
Gene: SCLT1
Product: sodium channel and clathrin linker 1
Exons: 21
Coding region: 113-2167 (684 amino acids)
Biological process (GO): cilium assembly; clustering of voltage-gated sodium channels
Cellular component (GO): centriole
Source: RefSeq, a predicted model, not a curated record